This is a messenger RNA of Zea mays, 2123 nucleotides long. RefSeq lists its product as uncharacterized. Bases 487 to 1737 code for a protein of 416 amino acids. The record is from RefSeq and is a predicted model, not a curated record. NCBI's taxonomy places the organism in Eukaryota, Viridiplantae, Streptophyta, Magnoliopsida, Poales, Poaceae. The transcript is spliced from 6 exons.
CAGACCAAAUACUCGAUAAUCUGGACUUCUUUUUACUUUACUACAGGUUUUUAUUAGAAAAUAACUUCGGUGUCACUGACACUGACACAUGAGCACGCGUUUUUCGGUUCGUGCAACUAGAUCCAGAGACACGCACACGGGCACGGAGGGAAUCAACGAACCAGAAGCAGCAACGGGACGGAACGGGAGGGAGUAGUAGCAGUCUAGCAGAGGAGAGGAGAGCAGCGGAGACGAGACGCGAAGCGGAAGGAACCAAACAGGCAAACGGAACGGAACAUCUCCUCGGCUCCUUCCUCCUCUGGCCAGCUGCUGUCGCCCCUCGCCCGCCACGGCACCUCCUCCACUUCCAGAUCUUCCCGCCGUCCCAAAAAUAGUGCCCACCAAAACCCUACCCUCCCCGCCCGUUUCAUCCCCUCCCUCGCGGCCUCCGACCCCGCCCUUCCGCCGCCUGACUAAUAAACCCUAGCACCCACCUCCGCCGCUGCCAUGGCGGGCCCGUCCGGCGCAUCCUCCUCCUCGCGCGGCGGCGGCGGCGGCGGCGUUGACCGCUUCUACAGCCCGCCCCACGUGCGCCGCCAGCAGCAGGAGGAGCAGCUGCAGCGGCUCAAGGGCCUGGCCCAGGGGCAGCGCACGUCGUCCCCGGCGGCGGGGACGCUCACGCCCAGGGCCGCCAGGCAGAAGACGCCACCGGCUGAGACGCCCGCCCCGGUUAACGAGUCCGAGAGGCGGGUCGACGCGUCCUCCAAGCCGCCCGUGUCCGCGACGGCCUCCACCGCCAAGGCGGCUGCGACGGCUGAUGCGGUCACGACCUCGCCGCCGGCGCCUGCGGUGCUGGAUGAGGUCGGGAAUCUCGAUAGGUUCCUUAUCUCCACCACGCCAUCUGUGCCCGUGCACUACCUGCCCAAGACCAGCAUGAGGGGAUGGAGGAUUGGUGAUGUUACGAAUUCUCGACCAUAUUUCUGCCUUGGAGAUCUCUGGGAGGCUUUCAAUGAGUGGAGCUUUUACGGGGCUGGUGUUCCCCUUGUUAUAAGUGGAAGUGAAUCUGUGAUUCAGUAUUAUGUGCCAUACCUUUCUGCUAUACAGCUGUAUGCAGACCCUUUGAAGCUUCCAUCGAGGAUCAGCGAAGGUAGCAGUGAAACUGAUGAUAUCCGAUUAAGAAGCUUAACUGUGGAAGCUACACAUCGAUUGGAUGGUGGCUUUCAAAGGGAUGGCGAUGAAAUGCACUCACCAUCGACUCGUCCAAUUUUUGAAUAUCUUGAGACAGAUCCACCAUUUGGUAGAGAGCCUUUAACAGACAAGGUAUCAGUUCUUGCAAGUAGAUUUCCAGAUUUGAAGAAAUUCAGAAGUUGUGACCUGCUGCCAACCAGUUGGAUGUCUGUUGCAUGGUACCCUAUCUAUAGAAUCCCUACUGGACCAACACUCAAGGAUUUGGAUGCAUGUUUCUUGACAUUUCAUUACUUAUCAACACCUUCCAAGGAUACUGAUCCCAGUACACCACCAUGCCCCAAUUUGGGGGGGCUUAAUUGCAACAUGAACGCCGCUGGCAAACUAACAUUGCCCGUCUUUGGACUGGCAUCAUACAAAUUGAAGAGCUCUAUUUGGUCGUCAAAUAGGCCUGAGGAGCAGCAGCUUGCAGCUUCACUGACGCAGACAGCAGAUGACUGGCUUCGCCAUCGCCAAGUGUACCAUCCAGACUUCCGGUUCUUUCUCACCCACUUCAACACAGCAUUGAGAUGACAUGAGAUGGUCGCAUCUCUCGCUGUAAAUUGUCUUCGUUAGUACAACCUCCGUUCUCGAAUAUUUGUUGUCCACUAUAUUUUUGAACUAAAACGCGACAAAUAAAAAAGAACGGAGGAAGUAUAUUAUAUGUUGUUGGCUGAGCCAGGCUACCUGUAACACUAUGUGGUUGACCGCGUAACUAGCGCUUCUCUGAACUUUUUUCGUAUGGUUCAGUAGUUCAAGCCAGACAGCUAAUUUGUAACUUCUCCAAUAAUUCUUUUGUUGUAGGUAAACUUUUGAGAGUAAACAUUAUGGAGAUCUGUAAAACAGAAACUGAUGGUUAUAAACUUUUUAAACUUAGACUUGAGAACACAUUGCUUAUAAUUUAGUUUAACCUUGUAUUA